GCCGAGGAGAGCCUUGCAAAGGACGUGUUAAAAGCGUGGAGGAACCGGUUUAUGGUUUUCCCCGUACGAUAUCAGAUUCGAACAUUAGUAUCAUAAUUUCGGUUCCGUUGGCCAAGGAAACGGAGAAGAACUCAGCACCUUACUACUACUGCUUCUACCUAGAAGAUCGACAAAGCCAAUAUAUUUCCUGGUACAAAUUACAUUCGGACACGCCAGCUCGUAUUGAACAACAAGAUGAAGCAGUCGCCAUUAAGAACCACUGUGCUCUUGUCUCUCCUCGGAGUCUCGACAGCACAGACAAGCACUUGGGGCGAACCGUUCACUGUCGAAGUCUCAGCCCCAGCCGCUGCUUCGACGGAUGCCCCCAUCCCUAGUCUUGCCUCGCCAUCAGCAGCACCAACAUCGACAUGGGGCGAUCCAUUCACGGUCAGCAACAGCCCAAUUGCUACUUCGCUCCCAAUAUCCAACGGCAUAUCCACAAGUAUAGCUGUUGACACGCCAACGUUUGUGUCGAGCAGCACGGUUGUGAGCAGCGCGGUUGUUAGUACUACAUUAGUCGUGUCGUCAGAGUCUAGCACAACAAGUGUUCAGAGUACGACCAGCACUACGGAUACCUCUUCGAGCAGUGCAAGCCCAACAAAUUCGCCCGAAACUUCGCAGCCUACCGGUGCUGCUGCACAUGGGAGGGGGUACGGAAAGUGGACUUUUACCGGAGCAGUAUUGGGCGCAGUAGGAGCCAUGUUUGUUUGAGAAGAUACAUGAAACUUGGCGGAUGAACGGAAAUAUGGCAGACUAAUAGGAAGAAUGGGUCGCGGGUAGUCGUGUAUGUUGCCACACAGCUAGGAUUGCCUGUACAUAUGUUCCCGAAUCGGUGUUUCGUCCCCGCCGGGUCAUUUACCCCAACACUUAAUAGUAGGACCGAGAAUAAAACAAUGCUUUCUGGUUUCCGAUAGGAUAAAUAAGCUGAAAUGUUUCAACGCACCGAACGCACCA
This is a messenger RNA of Bipolaris sorokiniana ND90Pr, 993 nucleotides long. RefSeq lists its product as uncharacterized. The record is from RefSeq and is a predicted model, not a curated record. Bases 235 to 750 code for a protein of 171 amino acids. The transcript has a single exon. Lineage: Eukaryota; Fungi; Ascomycota; Dothideomycetes; Pleosporales; Pleosporaceae.